This is a messenger RNA of Moneuplotes crassus, 605 nucleotides long. Lineage: Eukaryota; Ciliophora; Spirotrichea; Euplotida; Euplotidae. The record is from the annotation of a GenBank genome assembly.
AACACCCAGAAAUAUAGCUAGGACUAUAAGGACGACCCAAGUCAGAGGAUGAAAAUAGGCUCUUGUUUGGAAGUAAACAGAAUAACAGAACGCCAUACAAUAAACCAUGACUCAAUAGCCUCCCCAAAAGCCCUCGUCCUUUCUUUCAUCGAACACAAUUGGCAUGGCUAAGAACAGACCCCAGGUUAUCACUGAGAAUGUAGGAAUGAAGCAGAAGAGCAUGGAGCGCCAAGAGCCUUUGAAUUCAGCACGGGCUCUUCUUUUGUCGACUUCGAGUGAAUGGAAGAGAGCUAUAUCCAGAAGAGUCCGAAGCAUCAGGCUGUACAAGAGAGAACGCAGCAGAGGAUACAUUCAUUAAGUAUAUUAGAAUCAGCACUAGGAGAUGGGAUGUUCCUUCUUGUAGUAGAGAGAAGGAAGAAGAUUAGUGUUGUUGUGGUGAGAUAGCAGUUGAUAAAUAAGUAGCAAAGGAGAGCAUUGGUACCUCCAACCACCAUCCUCCACACAACUAUCGCAUAAAUAAUUCCAAAAGUGACUAUAUAAAGCCCAAACACAUAAGGUUUAUAGUUAACCAUCAAGUGUAUCUUCUUCACAUAGUCCUUCAACGC